AGGAAAACUUCAGUGCAUGCUUAUUAUUAAUUUACAUUUAUUUAAUGAUAAAUGAUAAAAGAAAUAACAGGAAAGUUAUUCCAACUAUAAUUAAUGCGUAUAUUACACUCUACUAUCCAAUUGCUGAAGAAAUCGGCUAAGAUUCUGAGUCAACAACGUGUUUUGCAUACAUCUGGGAUGGCCUGCAGUCGAUUCGAAUACGUUAAAAAUUACGAACAGGACGACAGUAUCCUGCCAAAUGUUUGGAUUGUGAUACGUUUAGACGGCAAAGGAUUUCAUAAAUUUUCCAAAACACAUGACUUUGCCAAGCCCAAUGAUACAAACGCUCUUAAUUUGAUGAGCACUGCCGCAGUAGCUGUGAUGGAAGAAUUUCGUGACAUAAUACUGGCUUAUGGUCAAAGUGAUGAAUACUCAUUUGUUUUUCGCAAAGAAACUAACGUUUUUAAUCGGCGCGCCGCAAAAUUAUUGACCUAUGUUACGAGCUUAUUCACCUCAGCAUAUGUGUUUAACUGGUGCUCGUUGAUGCACAGUAAACCUUUGCUCUAUCCGCCAUGUUUUGAUGGCCGCAUCGUUUUGUAUCCAUCGGAUCAGAAUUUAUGUGACUAUCUUAGCUGGCGUCAAGCUGAUGUACACAUUAAUAAUUUAUACAAUACAGCUUUUUGGAAUUUGGUACUACAAUCAGGUCUUAGUAAUCAAGAAGCAGAAGCUGAAUUGCGUGGUACAUACUCCGCCGACAAAAAUGAAAUGCUCUUUACAAAAUUUGGCAUAAAUUACAACAAUCUGCCUGCAAUGUUUCGCAAAGGUACAAUACUGCUAAGAAAGCGCGUGAAAACGACAGGUGAGGAUGGUUUAAAUAGGCAGCUGAUUGUACCGUAUCACGAUGAUAUGAUACGUGCAAAAUUUUGGAAAGAACAUAGUGAAUUGUUGGGCAAGUAUAAGCCGGGCGAUUUUUUAUGUACUUCUGAUGACAUUUCCACUAUACUGAGUUAUCAAAUAAAGAAGUUGAGUAUAGGCGGCGAGGAAAAGCAAAAAGGUAUCGAAAAUGUUAGUUAGCAUUAAAUUAAUAUAAGUUGUAUUAUUUGUCUGCAAAAUUAAAUAAAAAAUAUGUAUCUAUACAUUCUUAAAUCUAAUCCGAA
Anastrepha obliqua is the source of this 1136-nucleotide messenger RNA. RefSeq names its product probable tRNA(His) guanylyltransferase (gene THG). The record is from RefSeq and is a predicted model, not a curated record. The transcript has 2 exons. Lineage: Eukaryota; Metazoa; Arthropoda; Insecta; Diptera; Tephritidae. The coding region runs from base 94 to 1053 and encodes 319 amino acids. Gene Ontology annotation, molecular function: magnesium ion binding; tRNA guanylyltransferase activity. Gene Ontology annotation, biological process: tRNA modification.